UGGGAGCGUUCCACCGCCCGGGGGCUAGUGCGCCUGCGCGCACGGAGCGUGCGCUUGGGGGAGUGGGCGGCAUCUUAGCAGGGCGUGGCCCGGGCCGUGAGUGUCCCUGCGCGCCCCGCGUUGUCCUGCACGGCCCCGCCCGCAGCACCCACCGGCCAUGUCCAAGUCCCUGAAGAAGAUCGUGGAGGAGAGUAGGGAGAAGAGCCAGCCGGAGGUGGACAUGUGUGACCGGGGCAUCUCUAACAUGCUGGACGUCUCUGGCUUGUUCACUCUGUCCCACAUCACACAGCUGGUUCUCAGUCACAACAAGCUCACAACUGUGCCACCAAACAUUGCAGAUCUGAAGAAUUUAGAAGUGCUUAACUUUUUCAACAACCAGAUUGAGGAGCUGCCUACGCAGAUUAGCAGCCUUCAGAAGCUCAAACACCUGAAUCUUGGCAUGAACAGGUUAAAUACCUUGCCUAGAGGAUUUGGAUCUUUACCAGCUCUGGAGGUUCUUGACUUGACUUAUAACAACUUAAAUGAAAAUUCCCUGUCUGGAAACUUUUUCUAUCUGACCACCCUGCGUGCACUCUAUCUAAGUGACAACGAUUUUGAAAUCCUGCCGCCAGAUAUUGGGAAGCUCACAAAGUUGCAGAUACUGAGCCUUAGGGACAAUGACCUGAUAUCACUGCCUAAAGAAAUUGGUGAACUCACUCAGCUUAAGGAACUUCAUAUCCAGGGAAACCGUCUUACUGUGCUGCCCCCAGAACUAGGUAAUUUGGAUUUGACUGGUCAAAAGCAAGUCUUCAAAGCAGAGAAUAAUCCCUGGGUUACCCCUAUAGCAGAUCAGUUCCAGCUGGGAGUAUCUCAUGUUUUUGAAUAUAUUCGUUCAGAAACAUAUAAGUAUCUCUAUGGCAGACAUAUGCAGGCAAAUCCCGAACCUCCAAAGAAGAACAAUGAUAAGUCAAAGAAGAUCAGUCGUAAACCUCUGGCAGCGAAGAACAAAUAAGUCACUAGCAUGUGCCAGCGUUUUUAAGGCUUUUUUUCUUUUUUUUCCUGCAUGUGCCUAAAAUAUUUCUAAAUGUUUACUGAAGAAAUGCUGUUACCCAUUUUAUAAAAAAGCAAAGACUCUCUUCAAUCAACAGCAAUCUGCCAAAUGCACUGCUUUUAAGACCUUGCUUAAGGAAUACAAUAUUAUACAUUCUCCUAAUUACUACUAAAGCCAUGUAGCCAAUUAGUAUAUCACUAUCAGACACCAUUUUUAACUUUUAUAUUUAUAUGUAUAUGAAAAACAAUGAAAUAUUUUCUGUUCACAUAUAUCACAUGUCCUGUUUUGCUUUAUAAUUUUUCCAGCACAAGUACGUAAAUAUAAAACGUAUAAUAUUACAUGUGAUUUUAAUAAAAUCUUUAUUUGUA
Caretta caretta (loggerhead turtle) is the source of this 1398-nucleotide messenger RNA. RefSeq names its product Ras suppressor protein 1 (gene RSU1). Gene Ontology annotation, cellular component: cytoplasm. NCBI's taxonomy places the organism in Eukaryota, Metazoa, Chordata, Testudines, Cheloniidae. Gene Ontology annotation, molecular function: protein binding. The record is from RefSeq and is a predicted model, not a curated record.